AUGGCCCCGGUACUGCCCUCGUCUUUGAGCCCGCACGUUUGUGUAUUGUCGUCGCCCGACCUUGAUGAAACUUUAGCGUCUUCGUCCUUGCCACCUCUGCCCCAAAUAUUACAGUCAUUCUCACCCCUACCCAACGGUAGUUAUCCCCCAGACUCGUCCAUUGCCUUCCAACCCACUGAAACUACCUCUUCGAUAGUGACCACACGGACUACCUCGCUAACGAAAGUCCCGCAUGCCUCAUUUGCGCUGCGGUUCUCGGACCUGGCCGACAUCGAAGCGGCGUGCAAGGAGGACGAGGCGGAGCGCGCCGUGCGCACCAUAGACUGGAUCAGCGCCCGGAUCAGUAAGCAGUGCUCGAAGUGGGUCGAAGAUGCGGAGGCGUUGAGCGAUGCUAGCAAUGCCAGGACGCCGUGGUGGGACGACGUGAAGAGGUGUGCGGAGGGGGACCAUGUCCCAAAUAGAAUGGAAGGAUGGAACCACCCAGUCUCCGUGAUCCUCGCUGCGUCAACCAAUGCGCCGAACCCCCUCCAGGCGAUCACGAAUCUCCAUGCCCGGCAUCUCGAAUUCCCCCCCUGGGUCGACACUAAUAUUAUCCGGUAUACCCUGAUAGUGCACCCCCAGAACUCCUCGCUCACUGACGAAGAAGCAGCAGCGUUGUUUAACGCGGUGAAGAAACAGUAUGGACUUGAGGUUUAUUUACUUUCGCUGGAGCUUCCGAAACCCCCGCCGCCUGCUGUACCUGUUCCAGCCCUGCUACCCCGCCUGCCGCCGCCGCAUCUACCUAGUUCGCCGAAUUCAACGUCCAGAUCGGCGCCUUUCGCUUACCAUGGCGGGCCAAAUACAUUGCGUCUGGGCGAGAAGGAUAUAUCUCAGACUGCCAAGUUCAUGAAGGACUUCGUUGUCGCAAGCCUAGUCCCGUUCAUGGAGAAAUGCGUGCAAGAUUGGAAUGAAUCCGUACGUAGCCCAAAAUUCACUUUUCAUCUAACCGGCGACUCCCAUCGCGAUUAUUCUCAUCUACGCGACGGCUGUUUGGAUCUCCCUCCCCUUCACCCGCGCCCACCCAUAACACUACCUCUUCCGUCUCUUCACUCCCCGGCAGAUCUAACACGUACAACGGCUCGACUAACGGCACGUUGGGCUCCUCGGGAUUUCAAACUUGCAGUGAAUGUUUGGGAGUCCUUGCGGAAAGAAGGCAAAGGGGGAUCGGAUGUUCUGCCGCUAUUGUUAUCGCCUUCGCCUGCCAUACAACUGCAUGCCUCUCAUGCGUUAUCAGUGCUUUGCCCACUCGAUGCGGAACCACCAGUGCACGCACAAGUCAGAGCACUGGCCUACGCCGUGCGAUGGGAAACUGGAAUUGGCAGUCCCGACUUCUUCGACAACAUCCUGGAAGGCGAGCGGUGGCUCAUAUGGGCUGCGGGUCUUUCAGAAGAGCCGCACUCUGCGCUACUGCUGGCGCAUGCUGCGUUCUUGAGCUAUAGGAAGCAGGCGAAAAGACGGGCGGCACUGUGGUAUGUGUAUGCUGCGAAUAGGCUGGAGAAAUGUGGCAUCAAACCGCUGACUAUGUAUUUUCUUCGCCGGGCGCACGAUAUGUAUGCGAGUCCUCUCCCAAAAUCCCUGUCCCCCGCCUUUUGGGAGUCGGAAGGGAAAGACCCCGCCAAUCGGGAACGACCUGUAUCGAUUAUGGCGGGCAUCGAGCAUCCAUUGGGUCGUUUGAUGUAUACGACCGGCGAGAUUCAUGCUGCUGUCAAGUAUUUCCUGGGCCUCCUCAGUGGGACACGUUCCUUGAGGAUCGCACCUGCUGCACCACCACCGGGACCGACUGAGGAGCCGAAAGCACCAAGUAUCGAUAAGGUCUUCCUCGACGAUUUCAGGGUCGCUUUUGCACAUUAUAAAACGGUAUCCGGGGAUAAUCUAGAGCUCGACGAUCUCCUCCCGCCGUUCAAGCUUGUGCGUCCGAGGGAGACAAAGUUGCGGUUACCGAGAGACAGCUCGGCUGAAGAGGAUAGUGUGUGGGAGAAGAGGGAGCAAGAUUGGACGGCGUUUCAGCGGGAACAGGGAACGAAGAGCGUGCUGGCUAAAAACCAGAAGGUCACCGUAAAUGAGACCUUCUGGGUGGAUGUGGUCAUUGAGAACCCACUGGAUGCUGAGAUCAGCCUUUCGAACCUCUCGAUAACUGCGCAAGAUUCAGCGAACCAGGACUCAUCGAACCACAUCGAGGCUGAAGUCGUCACAGAGAUUAUCUUAGCUCCCUUGGAGAAUCAGACAAUACCUAUCGCGCUCAAGUCAUCUCAACCCACUUCGGUGACAAUAACGCAUGUUACGUACGACUUCCUGGGCCUGCUCCCCGUCAUUGAGCCGCUGGCCUACCGAGGUCGGCGGCUUCACGACACACAGGCGCAGCGUAUCACCCCUACCUACGCGCCUGACGUACAGCUCAAAGUCAAUGUCGCUGAAGCCAGUCAUAAGCUGUUCAUCAAUUUCGUCGAUGACAGCCGUUUGGUUCUCUCACAGGGCGAGCGGAAGACGAUGAGCUUGUGGUUCUCUAAUACGGGAUCGACGCCGGUCGACGAGAUAUGGGUGGUUGCAUCGCCGGAUGAUGAGUUGAUAUUUGAAGGUGUCGAGACGGGUGUUGAAGAAGAUGCAGACGGCUGUCUGCGAUCGUUAAACUCCAUAACAUCCCAGCAGCCCCGUCGCAUACGUCUUCCGAACCAUCCAUCUCUACAACCAGGAGACAGCGCGUCAAUAUCUGUCCUUCUCCAUGCAGACGGCGUUGGCGAACAGGAGUUGUGUCUCCUGUUUGUGUACCGAAACGAGUCGGACGGUGUGUUCCAUCCAGUACGCGUAACACGCAGUUACGCGGUCACUCCUUCGUUUGAGGUAUCUGCUGCAGCGGAACCUUCGCAAACUCUGGACCAUCUCUACCGCUUAAACCUCGAAUUGCACAAUAGUACUUCGUCGACGUCCUUCGCCAUCACACAGAUACUAGCUAUUAGCCCCACCUGGGAAUGCGCAGCGUCUUGGGAUGAAGAGAUGGGUUCUGUACCCCCGCUACAAUCAGCCAAUCUCACUUUGCAAGCGAAGCCUUGGGCGAAUUCUACAGGUGUCCAAGAUACCUAUGAGUUUGUUUCGCAGAGAUUAGCAGAAGUGCUUCUUGGUCGUACUCUUUCACCAAGUACCCCUCCUCCUAUUGACCUCCUGUGUAGUCAUGUGAACGAGAAGGCCCUACUCAGCGUCAAAGACGAUGCCGCGACAAUGCACUUCAUCCACAGUGGCCGGAGAAAAGCCAUCUCGCGCUCCAUUGCUUCAUCUUUUCCCCACAUUCUAUCUCAGUCCCAUUCAUCUAUAUUCCCGCUAUACGAUCCAGCAGCCGUAGACUUUCUCGUCUUCUGGAGGAUAGACUCGCAAGACCGCUCGGGGCAUAUAUACGUUCCAGGCGCUACGCUUGGCGCUGGGCAUGCGUCUUUGAAAGAAAUCAUUGAGACGGCUGAAUCGGCGAAAGCCACUCGAAGCAUGUACGCUGAGACACGGAGGGAGAAACAAGAGCUGCUGGAUUCGAUACGUCAGAGUAGUUGGAACGCGGAGAUGGAUCCACUUGUCGUCACUCUGCCUGAAAACGUGGUCAUUGAACACGAUUUCAGCUCGUCCUCAUACUCCGCGCCGGUGACGUUUACCAUCAGGAAUUACUCUCUGUCUCGCGCUUCCAGAUAUGUGCUGAAGCUCGUCUCCGACUCCUCGAAAUUCGAAACCCGUAUGCCACCGCCUUAUUACGGUCGAAUGACAUUUCGAGGCACUCUGCAACCAACGGAACAGCGUUCCGUACAAGCAAGAGUGUGUAUUUCCAGGCCAGGGACGUACUCUCUGGGAGGCUGGCAUCUCGAAACCGAGGUCCUCGAGCUGGAAAACUCUGAUACCCCACCACGGGUCCGUCAUCAAUACCUACAGGAAUGCCCGGCGACCUAUGGCCCUUGUAUAACCGUUUCUGAUACAAGUUGA
Pleurotus ostreatus (oyster mushroom) is the source of this 3993-nucleotide messenger RNA. RefSeq lists its product as uncharacterized. The transcript is spliced from 18 exons. The record is from RefSeq and is a predicted model, not a curated record. NCBI's taxonomy places the organism in Eukaryota, Fungi, Basidiomycota, Agaricomycetes, Agaricales, Pleurotaceae. Gene Ontology annotation, cellular component: phagophore assembly site; cytoplasmic vesicle; TRAPPIII protein complex. Gene Ontology annotation, biological process: endoplasmic reticulum to Golgi vesicle-mediated transport; protein localization to phagophore assembly site. The coding region runs from base 1 to 3993 and encodes 1330 amino acids.